AUGUCCUCCUCUGUCGCCCCGGAUGACAGGGGCGCGUCACGCCCUCACUCCGGCAUCCUCACGCCAAGCUCGGAUGGAAGCCUCAACUAUGCUGGCAGUACCGCUGCCGCUUCACCGUUGACGUGGACAAAGCGACGAUCCGAUCCGGCUAUGGAGAGGCUGCUCAAACCCUCCAUUGCCGUCAAGCCGCACCCGCACGCCCUCCACGUACAGCCCAGGACGCUGUCGCCUCUAUUCUUACUACGACGCCAAAAUCUCCCCCUCGGCUGCAUCGACUUCCAGGCCACAACGACCGAGAGCGCCUACACCCGCCUCGUCGAGUCCCGCAUCAAGAUUCUCGACCUCGAAACCCGCAUGGGCUCUACGCAGAGCGUGCUCAUUGCCCGGCACGACGCCACCCGCACGAUACAUGCCAUUGAACGCCAGAAUGACGGCCUGUACGCCAUGUGCAAGCUCGGUGCCUGGGUCGACCUCGAACAGCUCGCGCAGGACGCCACUGCGCUCUGCCCCGAGCGAGUCUUCCCUGUCAAGUCAGAGGUGGCGUCGCCGCCGCAGACUUCGCUGGCGACCAUGACGCCGCACAUGAUCAGUCAGCAGAAAAAGAAGCGCGCCGCCAUCGAGGCGAUCCAGUCGCUCGUGCGCAAGAAGCCCAAGGCGGAGCCCGGCCCCUCGAGCGACGAGGCGCCCCUGGCACCAGAGGUGCAACGCCGAGUGUGGGACCAAGCACUGCGGCCUACACCAGAGAUUAUGAUCCCGUUUGUGAAGAAGAGCAUAGAAGAGACGCCCGUGCCAGAGCUCAUAGCACCUGAGGCACCAAUGCCGGAGAUUAUGGUUCGGUAUAUCAAGCAAAGCGAUGGUUCGGCGCCAAUGCCGGAAGUCAGGAUUCCGCACAACGAAUCGAAAGACGAGACCCCCAUGCCAGAAGUCAUGAUACGGUAUAUCAAGCAGGACGAUGGUUCGGCGCCAAUGCCAGAAGUCAUAAUUCCGCAUAACAAGUGCAGGAAACGCGAGGAGCCAAUGCCUGAAAUCAUGUUUCCUUGCGUGAAGCCUCACCCGGAAAACACCCCGACGGCGGCAACAAUGAGCUCUCAGGCUCGUCCCCACACUGGGGAGACUAAAGGCGAAAGUUUAAUGAUGGGUGCUGCAUCGGUGCUCCCACCCAGCCAACUCCAUGCCCCAGCCCUCGACGACGAUACACAAGACGUGGCUACCAGCAUAUUUGAAAACAUCCGAUCACAUUAUUUCGAAGCAUUAUAUAAAUCUAUGGGAUCACUUGCAUACUUUGCCAAAGGCCCUUUAUCACGAGCUAGAUCAACAUUCCUCCUUGACCUUGAGGCAAACCUCGACAUGGCGGACCUCAUCGAAUUCCUCAAGAGCCUGAUUCUCACCACGGUACAAAUCGACAAGAAAUACCGCGAGACCGCGCCAGAAAUCAUCUCGCAGCUAUCCGCCCUCGUCGAAAGCUCCGACGAGACUCACUCAAAGAGGCGUAAACUCAAAAAGAUGAGACUCGGAAAAAAUGGCCUCUAUCCCAACGAGGACGACCGCAUCCGAAAAUGGUGGAAUGCCAACAAGCCCGAGCUAGACGAGGAGCAGCCUUCAUACACGGCUAUGCAAAUCAAGUCCAAUUUGUCGCUGCUCCGCACCCGUGAGACACAGCUGCAGAUGAUUCUAAUCAUGGAGAUUCUGGCCCUCGAGCCUCUGAAAGCCGCAGACGAUGCGGCGGACAGCAGCCUUCCUGUACUCCCUGGCGCCUCCGCCUCAGGGGCUCACCGCUCGCCAGCGGCUGCCCAGACGAAGAAGAGAAAUAAGCACAACCUGCCAGUUCUGAUUGAUGUUCACGCCGACCGCUUGACGAUCUGGCAGUCGACCGCCACUGACGAGCAGCAACUAGCAGAGGAUUCGCAAGCCAACAGGCAGAAUCUCAAUGGUAACCGCGUGCAAAAGACAUCUUCGGAACCUCUCAAGGACUUCUGUACUGAUGUCAUCGUGCCAUUCUUCUCGGCACGUAUUCCUGAAAUAUGCGACGCUAUUAACAGGAAGCUUGGAGGCCCUGUGAUUGUGCCGACGGGCAGCGGCAAGUCCCAAAAGCGCUCAGCGAACAAGAAGGAACAAAAACCUGGCUCUGCAACCAAGAGACCUGCCGCGCCCCGGCCGCCAAGGACACUCCAGCGCGCACUAUCAACAGACCAACAUAGCCGAAGGAGCGUCUCUCGUGGACCGAGCAAUAUGAUUGCUCUCAUGAGAUCUGCCACCUCAACAUCCGUGCCUACCAUAAGACGCGAGGGAAGCGAAUCGGCCAAUCUCAAGCGCCUGCUCAAGAAGGAGGACGAAAGCCAGAAAAGGCCGGCGCUCUCUCGCAGCAGCAGCAACGUGGCGAGCCAAGAUGGGUCCAAGGCGAGCAGACAAGCCCUUGUUGACGCCCAAGUCAAGGAUGCUAUUGCCGCCUUGCGGAAACCAAAUAGAGAGGUUGUUGGCCAAGCUAUGGAAGAGGCCGACCAGCAAAAAGCGCUCGCAGUGAAGAAAGCUCGCAGGAUGCAACGAAGUUCUGUUGUUAAGGCGACACCGGCAAACAACAGAUUCAAAGACGUGUUUGCUUACAGCCAGGGAAAUCCUGACACGCCCUUGCACCACAUGGACGAGGUCAUCCCACCUUCGAGCAUUGGGCCGUUUAUCCCGUCCACUGGCCAGCGUAUUGGCUUCCGCAACCCCAUGGAUCUCAACACAUCGCCGGCUAUUGAUACCGUCGGCAGCACUCCGACGAAACGAGUGAAUAAGGCCACGUUUCUACACCGCGGCAACGACGAGCCCUGUGUUCCGCCAUCGCCCUUGGCGCGGACGAGCAACCCAGCGCCGCACUCGCUCCCUACCAGUAUGAGCGCGAAUGGCCUACUGCAGCCUCCCAGGCCCAAUGAGGGAACUAUGAAGCAGUACCAUAGCAGGGACCACAUAUUUGCCACGCCGGCUAAGAAACAAAAGCACCAGCAAGUUCUUAGUGCCAGUCCUGUGGCGCAGCUGAAGCUGCAAGACCAGAACAAGCCUCAGAAAUCCAUCUACGACACCCUCGGCUGGGAUGAUGAGUACGACAUUUAA
Molecule: messenger RNA, 3093 nt
Organism: Akanthomyces muscarius
Lineage: Eukaryota; Fungi; Ascomycota; Sordariomycetes; Hypocreales; Cordycipitaceae
Exons: 5
Coding region: 1-3093 (1030 amino acids)
Biological process (GO): DNA replication initiation
Cellular component (GO): DNA replication preinitiation complex
Source: RefSeq, a predicted model, not a curated record